CCAGUUAUUAAAUUACUCAAAAAUGCUUGAAUGUUAAGGGAUGAAGAUAACUACUGAACUGGUGACGAUGGAAGCCCUACGAGGCGACCACUAAUGCUAGGCUGUGUGUGUGGAACCGCAGCAGGAGCCACAGCAGGGAAAGGUUUACUGCCAGACACUACACAGUCUUCGGCACGUAUAGUCCCGGCUGAGUUAUAAAAGAAGUGACUUUUAAUUACCGAUUUCAACAAAGAAUAUCAACAUCGCCAAGAUGCUCGUCGCGGAGUGCCCUUAGUGACCGCGGGAAGACGAAGAAAUGACUCACGGUGUGUCAUGGGAGUCAUGAGUCCGAACGCUAUGACUCGAAGGGUUGGUAAUAAACCCAGAUGUACACAAUGGUGACGUAAAUAAAGACUGUGUGUACUUAAUGUCCAAAUAAUCUUUCUUCGCUCAAUGUCCAAACACAAAGGAUUUAAUGAAAUCAUCAAUAGAAGUCAAGAUGAGUUGGGCGUUCGGAGCCUCCAGCACCUUGAAUUCAUGGCUGCUGCGGACCCUCUGUCUCUUCUGGCUGCUGUCUUCAGUGCCCCCAGAUUCCACUAUGGGAGUCUCUGGUGGCGGCGUAUCGCGAGCCGCUGCAACGGGGGAGGUGAAUCCUGAAGUAACGAAUAGACUUCAUCAAUACGAUCAAUUUAUUGCCGAGGUCGCCGCCAUACUCGAGGGAGACAGUGCAGCUGAAUCAAUGUCCACACAGAGGGGGGACACUCGCGACUCAACCACCACGCUUAAAACAACCAUACCUGAACCAGUCACAAUACGAAUGACAACCAUCGCGCCAGAAUUAGACAUGGAUAAGGGGCACACUACAUCAGAAACGAUCACUAUAUCCCAAAACACUGCACGAGAUUCGGUCACUUCAUCGAAACCAGACACUAUACCAGAACCAGUCACCACAACCAGGACAGACACAACACCACAGUCAGUCACCACAACUAUUAUAAACCAUGUGGAAUUAACAACACUCAGCAAAGACAUCCUAAACGUGACCAAAAUGCUGGACCAACAACAUUAUAGUGAGCCUGAAAUCAACGUAGAGAAAAACACUACAGAUGUACCCGGGGAACAAAUCCCGGAAAGUGAAGGUGAUAGUGACACAAUCGUGGAAAACACCGAGAGGAUGGUGAUUAGUGUAGUGAAAAGAGACACUCUCGCGCUAAGCCAUCGGGGGAGGAGGAGGGAGAGGGAGAGGCUUUACACGGAAAUGAUCUUGCACGACUCGACGGCGUCCAGGAGAGUCAGGCACCGCAGGCACAAAAACGCACAAAUGGCAACCAUCAUAAACGACCAGAAUGAGAUUCCGAACGAUCUGGCAUUUUCAGAACUUGAGAAGGAAAUGACAGACGAAGGAUACCACUGGCAGGAUUUCGUCGCACCGAGCGAGGGGACGGAUCACAACAUCCAGACAAAUUUAUUUAUGUCACCGAUCGGAGGAACUCAUCCAGAAAACUCACCAAAACUUUCCGUUCCUACAGAUUAUGUCCCACUUCAUCUUGAUAAUCAGCAGUUCCUCCUUGCCCCCGAGCCGUCGAGCGAACAGUCGGGGAAAGGCCCGCCGAUGCAGUAUCCUCUGAUCAAGAGACGGAAGCCCAAUUUCUAUUCAAAAUUGAGCGUUGCUGACAGGGAGACAUAUAUGAGAAAAAUGAAUUUCAAGGGAUAUGAAAAGAAGCAAGAAACCGAGGCUGAAAGCUCGAGGUCAGUAAUUCAAAGUGACGUUGACGACAUACCAAAUGAACUUGGUUUUACAGAAAGUGACAGUUACUUUGAGAAUGACCUGAGUAAUUACAUAGGCUCGCCAGUGACUAUGUCAAACGUUGUGCCUCUCACACAGAUAGAGUCCCCGACAUUCGCUCCAAAUUCACAGGUUUCUAGGCCGGUGGCAACCAUAUCUACCACUGAAGCCCCGCCUGGCGUACGUAUGACAACUGUACCCUCCAGCACUGCCUCAGUUACCAUACCGGUGAACGUACGACCUUCCACAACAAUAACAGCAAAUGAGGCGACAGUGGCUACAACUGAAACUUUGCCAACAUCUUUAACAACAAUAACUUCGACUAACGCCCCGCCAACUUUAUCUUCUGAUAUGGAUGGAGUAAUCGCGGGUCCAUCUUACUCGGAAAACAUAUCCACAACCAGUACUACAACAGUUGACAUACUUGUGGAUUCCAACACAACUCUAAAAACUACAGCUCCUCGGUCAAUCACUACGACUCCUCCUUCUAUUUCCACAAUGGUUCCCAAAGGAAACGAAACCGGAAAUGAAUAUUCUGAAGAAGACGGGGUUCAGACAGGCACGGAUGAAGCGGAGUCCGAAGCAGAAACGGACCAAAAGUCUUCGUCUGAGAAGGAGAAAGACACGAGCUUUUUGGUCCCUGCUUUCAUACCUGCUAAGCUUCCCUUCGGCCCAUUCAUACCUAACAGGAAGAAGACAAAGAACACAAGAAUGAAAACAAAACUCUGGGGAGUCAUGCCCAAAAACAAGGUGUUUUCGAUGUACCCAGACGGGAAAGAAAACGGUAAGAAGGCUGGAGACUUUAUGAUCAACGUUCUUUCACCUCUUUUUGGGCUGGGGAAACAAAAAAUCGCGAUCAAAGAAUCGCAAAAUCCUCCUAGAAUACGACAAUGAGAGGAGCCACAAUGAGGAGCUUUACAACAGCAUUGGAGGCUCAUUUAUGCCGACCAUCGACGAGGAGGUCGAGCGCCAAACCACGGCUUACCCAUACAUCCCCUUCGUGCGCCA
This is a messenger RNA of Penaeus monodon (black tiger shrimp), 2773 nucleotides long. RefSeq names its product glycine receptor subunit alpha-3-like. Gene Ontology annotation, cellular component: membrane; neuron projection; synapse. The record is from RefSeq and is a predicted model, not a curated record. Bases 455 to 2659 code for a protein of 734 amino acids. Gene Ontology annotation, biological process: chloride transmembrane transport; nervous system process; regulation of membrane potential. Lineage: Eukaryota; Metazoa; Arthropoda; Malacostraca; Decapoda; Penaeidae. The transcript has 3 exons. Gene Ontology annotation, molecular function: chloride channel activity; extracellular ligand-gated monoatomic ion channel activity; transmembrane signaling receptor activity.